AUGCAGAUGCUCUUCUUAAUAUGCUGGUCUUGGAGCUGCCGCACCCGCCACCCGCUGCUCAUGGAGGCCAAGCACGCCGAGGUCGGCGAGGCUACCGUGUCUGCUCUGGUGCAGGCGAACUUCUUCGUUGCGGCCUGCCUUCGGGUGGAGAGGUUCGAGGCCAUGGAUCUCAGCUCUCAGGACUUGUUGUGGCUCCUAGCAAAGAUCGGCCUCUCCUGCUCCAUCUUGGGCUACGGAUUCGCGACACGUGACAAGCGGGACAGCCGCGUGCUGGGGUUGCCUGGCAGACUGGGCUGGGAGCUUCCCAUGCUCCUCCUCCUUGUUCUACGAACCCUGGAAGUUUGCACCAUGGUGGCAGCCAUCAACUUCUUCCACUUCUCCCUACGGUGGGAGCACCUGAAGCUGGGAGGGCCAAGCUUGUACGUGGCUCUCGCCGGCCUCGCGAAGCUGGCCUUGCCGGAGGCAGGCGCAGCGGAGGUGGGGGGGGGGGGGGGGGGGGNNGGGCUUCUGUGCCAUCUGUUGCAACCCCUCCCCCCAAAACUGAUGGAAGCUUCUUUUGGGUAG
Molecule: messenger RNA, 564 nt
Organism: Symbiodinium necroappetens
Lineage: Eukaryota; Dinophyceae; Suessiales; Symbiodiniaceae
Source: the annotation of a GenBank genome assembly